This is a messenger RNA of Dreissena polymorpha, 4310 nucleotides long. RefSeq names its product WD repeat-containing protein 47-like. The transcript has 11 exons. Gene Ontology annotation, molecular function: protein binding. Lineage: Eukaryota; Metazoa; Mollusca; Bivalvia; Myida; Dreissenidae. Bases 112 to 3789 code for a protein of 1225 amino acids. The record is from RefSeq and is a predicted model, not a curated record.
UUAACAACAUCAAAUAUAGCCGACGACGAUAUAUUUCAUUGAAAAAAAGCGAAACUUUUGUAAUUGUUUGCUGUUGUAUUGUUUUUACAACAUUACGAAAGUAAGAAAACCAUGCCUCCAUCAACUAUUACAAUGAAUGAAGCCGAUGUGGUGAAGUUAAUUUCAGAAUUUCUUCAAAAUCGUGACUUAAACAUUUCUAUGUUGUCUUUGGAACGUGAAACGGGUGUAAUAAAUGGAAAAUUCUCGGAUGACAUGCUGUUUCUGCGCCAGUUGAUACUUGAUGGACAAUGGGAUGAUGUCAUAGAGUUUGUCCAACCACUGGAGACAGCUGAUGGCUUUGACUCUCACAAAUUUCAAUAUUUGAUUAACAAACACAAAUAUUUGGAACUCCUGUGCAUUAAAUCUGAGCCAAAUGUUUUUCAGAACUACGAGUUUACAGUUGAUGAGGUUGUAAAAACCUUGAACAAUCUUGAAAACCUUUGCCCAACAAAGGAAGAUUAUAGUAAUUUGUGUUUGUUGCUGACAUUACCCAAAUUGUCGGAUCAUAGUGACUAUCAUGACUGGAAUCCAAGCAAUGCCCGCGUUGAAUGCUUCAGAAGUGCUUAUUUGCUUGUUGAAAAAUUUAUGCCACUGGAUAAAAAUGAUAACAAAAUGACAAUGUCUCAAAAUGACCGUCUCCUACAGUUACUCCUGAAAGGAUUGCUGUUUGAGUCCUGCAUAGAGUUUUGCCAGCAACAAGCCACCAAAGAAGGGUCUGGAGAAUUGGACUUAAAGGAUGUUUCAUUGUUGAUUGACAGUGGCUUCAGCGAUGCAGAUUUAAGUUUAUUGUCUUGGCUACAGAGUGUUCCCUCAGAUGUAUUUGCCAUACCUUUUGAACAGAAAUCUAUGAAUCUAGACAUACGGCCACUGAUGAAACCAUCAUUAGAAGCUUCAUGGUCAGAACAAAUUCUUGUUACCCCAAUUAAACCAAAAAUGUUUCCACACUCGGCUGUUCCUAAUAUGCGUCCAAGGUCAGCAGAGAUAAUGUCAAGGUCUUUAAAUCCACAGUUUGAUGGGCUAACAAGUGGACUGUGGAAUGGAAGAAAUAUAAUGAACUCCUCUUUUAAUAGUCGAAGUAUUCUUUCACAGUCUGUUAUACCUGGUAUAAUGACACAGAGUUUAAAAGCAAAAAAUCCAAUGGAAAUGUCCAUGCACAAGCUGUUUCAAGAAGGAGAAAAACUUCAAACAGAAACUGCUUUAGGUGACAAAUUACAGAAAAGGAAAGAAGAAACCUUGCCAAAGCCAGUAUCAUCACAGCCUACACAGAAACCUUCCCAAUUGCAAAAUGUUCCAAAGCAAAAUGUUCAACCUAUCACUCCACAAAGAAGUGCUACUCCCCCAAAGAUGUCCACGAGCUUUCACAAUAAGACUCCACAGUCGUCAAUUCGUCUGCAGCAGUCUCAGCCAGUCCCACCCCAGCGCUCACAGUCUCCGACUAGAAGUAUCACUGUGGACAACAGACAGAGCACUGAGAGAAAUUCUGAAUUUCAGAGCUCUAACAGAGAUUCUAGUUCAGAGCUUUACAAAGAAUACCAGAAACAGAGACAAAUGCUUCAGGAGAAGCUUGCUGAGCAGGAACGACAGCGAGAGAAGUUUGCACAGGAGUUACUGGACUUGGAGAGCAAAGAGCUGCAGGACCUAGCAGACAACCGUCUGCUAGAGUCACAAGAUGUCAGAUUAUCUCAAGACAAAGAUUUACGUACUGGCAGUAUUCAGCCUGUGCCUGUGGAGCAGAAACUGGUUCAGAAGGUCAUAAUGCAAACUAUUAGGACCAGUACACCCAUAAAAACUGAAGAUGAAAAUACUCGAUCUGCAGGUGAGCACCCAAUUGUGAAACCUGUAGGUCACCAACUGGAAACAUUCACAGCCUGUGAAGGCUUGGCCCUGCAGUUUACCCCUGUGAAGGGGCCAAGUGAUUACAAUGGCUUCCAUGAACCGCCCAGCUUCUUAACUGAGGCAACUCCAGAGAUGAAAUCUGUCCCAAGUCAGGCCAAGCAAUGCACUGUUUCAAAUCUGACAAAGAAAAGUCAUCCCAACUUCACGCCCAUACAAACACCACUUGAUCCAAGAGCAGUGACAGAGCCACCAAGUUUCUUAUGUGGGGAAUCACCAGCUUUUAGAUUAGACAAUCAUCAUACCGAUGAAGGUUCCUCAGAAUUGCAAGUGCUUAAUCUACAUAAAGAAUUAUCGAAACCAGAAGACACUGCACAUGGAAAAGGAGAACGUAAAGCCAAGUCCCUAUCUCCUCCCACUAAGGCUCAAGCAGAAAGGCUGGGAAGUAUGUUCACAGUGAAUGGCAAUGUUGCCAACUAUGCAAGUAAGACUGCUCGCCCCAAGACAUCUACGAAUAAACCAACUGGAUUGAAUAGAUCAAACUCAACCAAACUGCCUGCCUCAAAGAAACCUGUGCUUAGUGCCAAUAGUAAAACACUCCCAAGAACCAAGUCUAUGAGGAGCUCUACCAAGAACCAGCAUACAGGUUCCCAGCAGAAUCUGCAAGUCGGCGCCCAGACACUGCCCAGAAAGGGAACCAGGGCUAUUUCAGUUCAGGAGAAUGGGGCUGGGAACCAGUCAGGGGUUAGAAAAAACUCCAAGGCUGGUUCCACCGAUCCCACUACCAGACCAAACAACAUAAAUUUGAGUGCUGGGCCAGGGAUCAGAAAGUCUAUUGGAAGGCGUAGUUCAGACAGUCCUGGCCAGCAUGAAGGGAGGAGUCUACACCUGUCUGACAUCUCAAGCAGCCCAGUGCACGGUCGCAGCAAGAGUCAGGUGGGCGGCCGGUCCCACUUCCUGCCAGUGGCCACCCUGGAGGACAUGCAGGCCAUACGGACCGUGGCCUUCCACCCAACAGGGGACGUCUACCUGGUGGGCUCCAACACAAAAACCCUCCGCAUCUGUGAGUUCCCAGACCUUGAGAAGCUCCAGUUGAACCACAUGACGUACCCGAGCAAGGUUCUGUACCAGAAGCACAAGCAUCACAAAGGCAGCAUCUACUGCAGUGCCUGGAGCCCCAUGGGGGACCUUGUGGCCACAGGAUCAAAUGACAAGACCAUCAAGAUAAAUAGGUUCAACCCUGACACCUGCACUCUCAAUGAUGAUGACCUGGAGCUGACGUUCCAUGAUGGUACGGUGCGGGAUCUGGUGUUCAUGCAGGACCUCAGUAACCGCACAUCCCUGUUGAUCAGUGGUGGCGCGGGGGACAGCAAGAUCUAUGUCACGGACUGCGCCACUGCUGUCCCUAUACGUGCCAUGUAUGGACAUUCAGGUUGUGUGUACUCAUUGCACACCUGGGGCAGGUGCAUGUUUGUGAGUGGAGGGCAGGACAAAACCGCGCGCUUCUGGGACCUCCGAGCUUCAACACCCAUCACUGUCAUACCCAGCCCUACAGACAGCGCCUAUGCAUCCGUGUGUGUGGACCCCACAGAAAGGAUGCUGUGUUCUGGCCACGAGGAUGGCUCUGUGAUGCUGUUUGAUAUCCGCGCCUCUCGGGCCAUCCAGAGUUUCCGUGCACACAAGGAUGAGUGUCGCUGUGCUCGUUUCUCUAUGAACGCCCUCUAUCUCCUCUCCAGCUCAUAUGAUGGGCGCGUGGUUCUAACAGAUAUGCAUGGUGAUCUGAUGAAGGCCCUCCCUAGUGUGGUGGCAGCCGAGCACCGAGACAAAGUCAUCCAGUGUCGCUGGCACCCUCAGCAGCUAGCUUUCAUCUCCUCCAGCGCUGACAAGACUGUCACAGUCUGGGGGCUGCCUGUCUAAAAACUGUUAAUAUAACCUAUUGGGGAGACACUAAGGCUGCAAGGAGUUAGUGGACAAACCAUUUCUUGCUGUUUAAGUUUGGACUGGAUUACUGAUAAUUAAUUAUGUGUUGGUGUAGUUUUCUGACGCAUUGUAUAUCAACUCAUUUUGACAGUUAAUGUAACAAUGUCAUAGGUGCAGUAUGCUGAUUUUCUGACUUGUUUUAUUUGACUUUUCAUGUAAUACAAGAUGUCGUUCAAAAGUUACAUGAAUUGUUAAAGAAAAUCAAUCAUGAUUGAGUUACGAUGGUCUCACUCUUUGUAUGUGCAGUUGUUGGUAACAUGCAACCUUUAAGCCUCAUUUGUUUCAAUACACUGAGACAAGGAAGUUAAGCAGUUUUCACUUAAUUGCAAACAAAUGAUAUGAUGUAUAUGUAAGAGCUUAUUAUUGAAAUCUCAAACUGUUGUUUACGUAGGACUGGUAGAAAGUGUUCAUUAAAUUGUAUACCUUUUGAUCUGACAAUAAAUAAUUGUAUCUUUUUA